ACAAGAAGCACCUUGGUCCCUGCUUCCAGUUUAGUCGCACCUUUAUUGUGCUGAUGACAACGCUGUCCGACAUAUUGACAUUCGGUGUGAAUACGGAACUGUUACACUAAGAACUGCGAAUGGCUGUUUACCAUCAAGAACACGAUCAAGAUCGUGAUUACACAGGAGAUCGUGAUUACACAGGAUUAUCAGACGAGGCAGAACCAUCAAGACAAAUGGAGUGCAAACAUGAUUUAAGAAUUCUUCUUGUUGGAAAAACUGGCCAUGGCAAAAGUGCAACUGGGAACACCCUCCUCGGAAUCACGAGAGAAAACGGAUUCUAUGAUAAAAAGAGUCGUGUUUCUGUUACAGAAAAGUAUAAAAGGCUGGUAGAAACAAGAUUUGGAAGAAAAUUAGAAGUUGUGGACACUCCUGGAAUAUUUGAUACAUCCACUGAGCAUGAAUUUGUUUAUGAACAAAUAGUCCAAUGCAUAGGAAUAACAUUGCCAGGCUUCAAUGCUAUCUUCUUAGUACUUAAUUCAGAAGAUCGGUUUACAUCAGAAUUGGUCAAAACUGUUGACAUUUUCUUUAAAUUGUUUGGAAAAGAUGUUGAUGACUACGUUUUUGUCCUUUUUACCCGUAUGGGAUCAGAAGAUGAAUUGAAAAACUUCAUAAAAGACGGUGACAAAAAGCCAGAUGAUGAUGGAGAGAAGGCAUUUCAAGAGCUUAGAAAACGAUGUAAAGACAAACUGUUGUUCAUUGAAAACAAAGCUUCCAAAGAUGAAAAGGAAGAAAUGGUUUGGAAUAUUUUAAAAGCAGUGGAUGAAGCCAAUGCCAAAGCAUCAAGACCAUACUUUCGAAACAAAAUCACCAGAGAGCUGGAAAGAAAAGCAAAAGACUUUUAUCAGAUUCAUGUCUGUGGUUUGGGAUCUGACCGGUCAAAAGAGGAUCUAAGAAUUCUCCUCCUUGGACUACCUGGCCAUGGAAAAAGUGCAACUGGGAACUCACUUCUGAGAACAAGCUUGUUUAAUGAAAAUGCUUCAACACAGAUGAACACAGCAAUACAGAACCAAAGUUGGGAAAGCAACGGUCGUAAAGUACAGAUUUUGGAAUUCCAAGUGAUUGAUCCCUCCAGCCUAAGUGAUGAAGAUUUUAAGGAGCAACUUUUACAAGCAGAGAAAGAUUUGCAUCCCGGAUUUCAUGCAGUUUGUUUUGUAAUUGAUCCAAACAGAAUCACGGAUGUAAAAGACCAAUUCCAACGAGUCAUGGAAUACUUUGGAGAUGAUGCUAAUGAUUACGCUUUUGUAAUCAUGACUUUUACUAAAGAUGAAGAUGAACUUGAAAAACACUUCCAUGCCAAUUUUGGGGGAAAAUGUUCGGAAGUUACACCUGUAUUCAGGUUUUGUAAAGAUAAGGAGCUGUACAUAGACAAUAAGGUUCCACAAAUAGAAAAGGAAGAAAUUAUAAAGGAUAUAUUCACUUCCAUUGACAGUGCAAAUGCAAGAAAGCUUUCUCCCUGCUUCAGUUCACGUUUUAAACAAGCAAAAAUUGAGGAAGCUGCUAAAGCUGCUGAAGCUGCUAUUAAAGCUGCUGAAGCUGCAAGAGAUGCUGAAAUAAAGCACAAAGAAGAACUUCUAAAAGCUGAACGUGAGGCUUUUAAGGCAUUAAAAAAACAAAUGACUGAACAAAACACUAAAGCUGCUGAAGCUGCUGAAGCUGCUCACAAAAGGGAACUUGAAAGUGAGCGUGAACUUUAUAAAACAAAACUGAAAAUGGCUAAGCUUACUUUAAAGGCUGAACAGGAUGAGGAAGAUCGACAGGAGCGUAAAGCUUAUAAAGCAAAAAAAAGAAGGGCAAGGCAGAAAGAGGAUAAGCGAUGGGAGAAAAAAUAUAAUAGAGAAGAACAAAGAAGAGAAAAGUUGGAAAUGGAAUUGUAUAAAAUGAAGGUUGAAAAUCAAAAAUCAUCAUGUAUAAUUCAGUAAAUUCAGUGAAAAAUUGUA
Dreissena polymorpha is the source of this 1979-nucleotide messenger RNA. RefSeq names its product GTPase IMAP family member 8-like. Bases 120 to 1961 code for a protein of 613 amino acids. The record is from RefSeq and is a predicted model, not a curated record. Gene Ontology annotation, molecular function: GTP binding. NCBI's taxonomy places the organism in Eukaryota, Metazoa, Mollusca, Bivalvia, Myida, Dreissenidae. The transcript is spliced from 7 exons.